AAAAAAAAAUACAUAAACAAAAAUUAGAAUGUGCAAAGGAAAGGUGAUGAGAGAGCAUGAGUGAGGGAGUUAAAUCUCUCAUCGUUCAUACUGAGGAGAGAAGAGAUACUGUCUAAAAUGGACAAAUUUAUGAUAUUACACAAAGGGAUAAUGGUGAUCUCAGGAGAACUAAAAGCAGAAGCUGUUGGUUGGGUUCCCUCUAGGGAGUGGAACUGGGGGGAAGAGAGACACUUUCAUUUUUCAUUUGUCCUGAGCUGUUCAUUAAAAAAAAAAAAUUAUAGUAGUAUUCUGUUGUUGUAACCUUUCUAAAAAGUUUUGAAAUUUUUGUUACAAAAGACUAAACAAACAAAAACACCCUUCCUUUAUUUAUUUAUUUUGUAAUUUAUUUAUUUUUGACUGCAUUGUGUCUUCAUUGCUGUGCGCGGGCUUUCUCUAGUUGCGGCGAGCAGCAGCUACUCUUUGUUGCAGUGUGUGGACUUAUUGCAGUGGCUUCUCUUGUUGCGGAGCAUGGGCUCUAGGCAAGCGAGCUUCAGUAGUUGUGACACACGGGCUCAGUAGUUGUGACAUGUGGGCUUAGUUGCUCCGCGGCAUGUGGGAUCUUCCCAGACCAGGACUCAAACCCGUGUCCCCUGCCUUGGCAGGUGGAUUCUUAACCACUGCACCACCAGGGAAGUCCAAAAACACCCUUCCUUUAGAAUGCAAGUAGGCCUAGAAGUAAUAGUCCUUGACACCUGGGUAAAUGUUAGGUCUGCAGGGUUCCUCUGCAUCAGGAAGGAUGUGAGUCGGGGGAGGGUCAUGUGAUGAUAAACAUGGCUUCCUAAGCAGUUGCCCCUGGGGAAUGGGCUUGGGAGACAAGCUCGCCUUUGCAAACACAGGGCCAGGGUAGUGCCUCUUCCCUCACAUUCCUAAAGGCAGCUCAUACUCAGACACAAGAGGAUACUGACCCCAUUAGGGCCAGAGAUAACCACCCCUCUAAUUAUCCCUGAGGUGACUCUGCCAUCAGCAGCACAACUCUCUGAGCAGGAGCCCUUGCCAGCCAGGGACCCCACUGCAGCAGGAUCCAUGUGACCGCAGCUUCUGGGGGCCCAGGUGGAUCUAGGCCAGGAAAGUGGGAUGCUGAGGGCUCUCAGGUGAGUAUGACUCAGGUCAGAGCCCCGCACGCCUCAGGACCCAAGGGCCUCUUCCUCCUCUGGAGGCAUGGCAUCCUCUUGACCUUUGCUUGGUAUAUCACUCCGUCCCAGCAGCUGCAGAAAGGGAGCCCGGGGCACGGCUCAGGAGUGCCGCUCACCAGCAGCCAGGAGCCAAAAGACUGGCAUUCCCAGCACUAGACAAAGGCCUAUUGAUCUUUGACCCCCACCACUCCAGGAGCCUUGGCCCUCCCUCCUGCCUGCCUUCCUUUCUUCCCUGCUGGCCUCGCCCUCUGUUCUGUCUCCUCGUUCCCUGGCUCUCUUGCUCUGACUGGCAGUUUUUCCCAGCUCCUUGACCAAACCAAUCCUUCCAUGCUGUCUUCAAGCCCUGCCUCCUGCACAUCUCCCAACCCGAACAAGGAGAAUCCAAGAAAGAAGGUCCAGUGGGCUUCUGGGAGGAGGAGGACGUCAUCCACAGACUCAAAGUCCCAGUCCGACCCCUCCAAAGCGUCCAGGUCCCGGAAACUCAGCCGGCUGACGGUGAAGUAUGACCGGGGGCAGCUCCAGAGCUGGCUGGAGAUGGAGCAGUGGGUGGACGCCCAGGUUCAGGAUCUCUUCCAGGAUCAACCAACUCCUUCUGAGCCUGAGAUCGACCUGGAGGCUCUCAUGGAACUAUCCACAGAGGAGCAGAAGACUCAGUUGGAGGCUAUUCUCCAAAACUGCCCCCGCCCCACAGAGCCUUUUAUCUCUGAGCUGCUCAGUCAACUCAAGAAAUUUCGGAGACUCAGUCGGCCUCAGAAAUAAGCCUUGUGAGACUACCUUCAUCAGCUUCAGCACUGCCAGGUCUGCCCUGAACCCCUGGAUCCUGGGCUGAGAGGGAAACAGCUCCUUGGGACACAGACAAGGAACAUGGAGAGUGAGGAGGGACAUUUGGACACCCCUGUCUAUGUGCAGUCACAGCUAAUUCCUGUCAGCUGGGCUUUCUGGGAGCCAGUCAUGGCUAUGGCCCAGUGCUUUCCUCGGCAGCCAAGUGAAUAAAACCUUGAGGAGCCCCA
Orcinus orca (killer whale) is the source of this 2182-nucleotide messenger RNA. RefSeq names its product protein phosphatase 1 regulatory inhibitor subunit 14D (gene PPP1R14D). Gene Ontology annotation, biological process: regulation of phosphorylation. Lineage: Eukaryota; Metazoa; Chordata; Mammalia; Artiodactyla; Delphinidae. Gene Ontology annotation, cellular component: cytoplasm. Gene Ontology annotation, molecular function: protein serine/threonine phosphatase inhibitor activity. The record is from RefSeq and is a predicted model, not a curated record. Bases 1500 to 1931 code for a protein of 143 amino acids. The transcript is spliced from 4 exons.